AUGGAUGAUCAUCGUGUUUUGACACUCUUCUAUAUUUGGAGGAUGUACAUUAAUAUUCUUGCAAUGUCCGGAGCCACACUUAUAUUAGUUAAUGACUUUUUGAAAAGAAACCAAGAGAGAGCUCCUUUAGAGAAUAGCCACAUUAGAGAUAUCGCACGAGGUAGCGUAAUAGAUAGAAUUAUAAAAAGCAGUGAUAACAAUUGUAUUUGGGAAUUACGAAUGUGUAGGAACACUUUUUCUAGAUUGUGUGAGUUGUUAAAAGUUCAAGGAGGGUUGAUAGAGGAUGGAAAAUUAAUGAUAGAGGAGCAAGUUGCUAUUUUUCUAAAUAUAUUAGCCCAUCAUAAGAAGAAUAGAGAUAUUCAAGUCACAUAUUAUAGGUCAGGAGAGACAAUUAGUAGGUAUUUUCAUAAUGUCUUAUUUUCUGUUUUGCGGUUGCAUGAGUUGUUACUUGCAAAACCUGAACCUGUCCCACAAGAUUGCACCGAUGAAAGGUGGAAAUAUUUUAAGAAUUGCUUGGGAGCAUUAGAUGGAACAUAUAUACCAGUGACUGUAUCUGUAGCUGAUAGUGCAAGAUAUCGAACAAGGAAAGGACAUCUUCGAUGUUUUGGCUUACUCAAAAAAAGAUGGGCAAUUCUAAGGAGUCCUUCAUUUUAUCCAAUUAAAACACAAAAUCGAGUUAUAUUAGCAUGUUCUUUACUUCAUAAUUUUAUCAGGACUUGCAUGUCUUUUGAUCCUGAAGAGCAUACUCCACUUGCGGGUGAUGCAAUACCUAUAGGGGAGGAUGCAAACAAUGUAAUUGGAGUAGUUGAGCUAAGCAACCAAUGGACUCAAUGGAGGGAUGAAUUGGCAACUCAAAUGUUUGUAGAGUGGCAUGCUAAUAGAAAUAGGGCUUGA
Messenger RNA from Lotus japonicus, 894 nucleotides. RefSeq lists its product as uncharacterized. Lineage: Eukaryota; Viridiplantae; Streptophyta; Magnoliopsida; Fabales; Fabaceae. The coding region runs from base 1 to 894 and encodes 297 amino acids. The record is from RefSeq and is a predicted model, not a curated record. The transcript is spliced from 3 exons.